Nelumbo nucifera (sacred lotus) is the source of this 1701-nucleotide messenger RNA. RefSeq names its product TRIGALACTOSYLDIACYLGLYCEROL-like protein. NCBI's taxonomy places the organism in Eukaryota, Viridiplantae, Streptophyta, Magnoliopsida, Proteales, Nelumbonaceae. Gene Ontology annotation, molecular function: phosphatidic acid binding. Gene Ontology annotation, biological process: ER to chloroplast lipid transport; acylglycerol transport. The record is from RefSeq and is a predicted model, not a curated record. Gene Ontology annotation, cellular component: chloroplast envelope.
CAUUUCAAAUCCGAAGGACGGGACAGAUAAGGAAGACAGCAAGAGGAGAGGAGAAGAAGGAAAGCAGAGCAGAAAGAAAAGGCAAAAAAUGGCGCAUCUGAGAACGGCAAUGGAUGCUGCUUUCUGGGACCUCAACAUUUCGAGCCCUCAAACCCUAGACGGCUCAGCUCGGCACGUGCCUGGUGAGCCUUUGCCGCUUGAGGGGGCCAGAGCCAGUCGAGCACUGCGAGCUCAGCAGCUCUCACUACUGGGCAGUGGUUUCCCUCUUGGUAUCAUCCCUUCCUACUCCCCGACGUCUCAAAAGGAGCUUGGCUCCUUCUCUAUUCAGUCGUUGUUGCUCAAACCCGCCUUUUCUAACGCGUGGUUGGGAAUAAUUGGGCAAUUCCGUCCCAAGAAACUAUUAUCUUCUAUUAAAGCAGAAUUUACAGUUGAUGAUGUGCUAGAUCUGCCUGCAUUUAAAGAUGUGGCUAAGCAUUUCUUGGACAAGUCGCUCUAUGCACUUGGUUUGUGUGCACAGAUUUCUCUGACUCCAGCCUCAUCCUUACUUCUCAUGAAAGAAUCCCAUGGUGAAAGAAAGGGGCAUCGCAAUAAAGCAAUGCUCUUUAACAAGCUUCCACAUCAUGAUGUUACAGUAGAAGCAGCAUGGCCUGAACUAUUCAUUGACCAGAAUGGAAGAUACUGGAGUGUGCCUGAGUCAAUAUCCUUAGAUUUGUCAUCCCUUGUUUCUGAAUCUGGAUUUAGAUACCGUUUUGGUGUCCACAAAAGUAGUGGCCUUCCCCAGGCUUUUAAUGCCACAAGUGGUGAACCACCCUUAGCUCUGAUGCCUGGCUUGUGUGCAACAGCUGCUUUUUCUUAUGAGAAGAGCAGAGACAUCUGGAGGCAAAAGGAGACGAAAAAGGAUGUCAUUAUAAAAACUGAGAAGGGCGAGUAUUGGUGGCCUUCAUAUGAUGUACGACUAAGAGAACCCCAUGCAGCUAUAUCUGGAAUUAUUGGUGGUACCUGUACAGCUUGGCUUGGGGGAAGGGAGAUCUCAGAAACUGUUAAUUCAAGGACUCAAUCAGGAGAUGGGGAGGCUACUACUUCAAGUGCCAGGAAGAGAAAUGCAUUGAGCACAGACAUGUUUGGUUCAAUCUGCUACACAGUCCAACAUGGGAAGUUCAGAAAACUGUAUGGAGAUCUGACACGAGUAGAUGCUCGCUUGGACAUUUCUUCUGCUUCAGCUUUUGCAAAAAGUGCUGCUCAUCUAGUUUCUAGCAUCUUUAGGGGAUCUCCAAACAGAAGUGAAGUGAAUCCACUUUCUUCCCCAAGACUUAAUGUGAUCUUUCAACAGCAGGUCUUGGGGCCAAUCCUCUUUCGAGUGGAUUCAAAGUUUUCACUAGAUUCUUCAUCUGGGAAGCGUGGCCCCAUUGUUGAAGACAUGAUGUACAGCUUAACUUACUCAUUGAGGCUCUUGCGUUCGGGGAAAGUUGUGGCCUGGUAUUCUCCCAAGAGGAAAGAAGGAAUGAUUGAGUUACGUGUUUUUGAGUUUUGAAUAUUGUAAAAUUUUCUUAUCAGUGAGCAGGAACAAAAUCUGGCGGGAGUGUGUGUAUUUGAUUUUUUUUUUCUGUUUUACCCUUGGAUCUUCACUUGAUGACUUGAUCAAAUGGAAGUUAGAGAAACUACUUUGCCUCUUAUAAUUUGAUGUAUAACGUCCUUUGAGUA